Schistosoma intercalatum is the source of this 790-nucleotide messenger RNA. NCBI's taxonomy places the organism in Eukaryota, Metazoa, Platyhelminthes, Trematoda, Strigeidida, Schistosomatidae. The record is from the annotation of a GenBank genome assembly.
AUGUCUACUGGUUAUAUACUACUGACAGAUGAUGCAUACGGUCAAGAUUUGUAUAUGUUAAAUAGAUGUUUAGAUGAUAUUGAAUGGUUUGAAAAGAAUUUUAGAAAAAGUUUUAGAUCUUCACCAGACGAACUUGACAAUAAACAGACUAUAAAUGUAAAACAAAAUAAUGAUGAACCGCCAGAUUCUACUGUAGCAAUCGAUUCUUUACAAAAAGUUAAAUAUGCAUUAAAUAUUAUUGAAAAAAUUCGUAAAUCAGUACCAUAUAUAUCAAAAGAAAUUUUUGUUUAUUUAAUAAGAAUUGUUCGUAAAGUUCAUACAGUUGCAAAAUCAAAACAAAUUACUAAUUACAAUCCUAAUAUUGUAGUUGAUGUAAUUGAACCAUUAUUGAAUGAAAAUACUAUUACGUCAAUAUUUAAAUUAUUAUCAGUUAAAACAAAAGAAUUAUGGUUAGAUCUUGGACCUGCAUGGAAUACACCAAGCUCAAAGUGGCCCAAUCCAUUGAACAUUUAUAUGCCAAUAUUUUAUCAUCCAUUGAAAAAAAGAUCUAGGCAUAGAUCAAAUGAAGUGAUUAGUCGAAAUCCAGUAGUAGUCAUAACUACCAUAAUGAGAAUUAGUGACAGAGAGUGAUCUAUGAGGAACGGAUAGAAAAAUCGAUUCUUCUAACAUUUCAAGAUCUUGCAUAGAUCAAUCAAUCUAUAGUAGAUAAAUAAAUUUUUCAAGUUAAAACAAGUUUUAUCAUCAUAAAAGUUGGAUAAAUUAAAUUAUAUAUCCAAACAUGUCUAGACAU